CUAUGAGUCGUCAAAGCUCACAACUGAGGUAGCUGGAGGGUUAGGCCAAUAAAGAAUUCCUGGGGAUUCCGAUCCCGGAUUCUCAGAGUGAUAAGAUGAUGUGUUUACCACCCAUUGCCACUCGGCUCCUGGUUUACUACUACUACUUAAAAAUCUACCAAAACCACCCGUUCCAGAGCUUUCUAUCACCAUGCAGAGAUUCUUGCAAGGGAUGAAGGCUGUUGUUAACGACGAUCAAUAUCUACAGGCCGAAAAAUCUGUUAAAGAAUUCGAAAAACCGGGAGGGGAAGGAGAACGAUUACAACUAUAUUUAAAAGAAUAUGCCGAAAAUGAUGAUAAUUAUGUAACUAGUAUUUGGCUAGAGGAAAAAUAUUUAAAGAAUCCACUACCCUUACCGGUGUAUUCUAGUCCUUUCUUUUUGCUACCGAGACGAGAAUUUAGAAAGGAAGACGACAGAUUCAACUAUAUCGCCAAGUUCAUAAUCUUCUCCCUAAUGUUCAAACAGAACGUUGAAAGUGGUGAAGUAAUGAGAGAUUUAUCAACGGGAUUAGUAAAAGGGCAUCAUCUAUCCAUGGCCCCCUAUCAACGUUUAUUUUCUGUAUAUAGAAGACCGGGAGAGGAUAUAGAUGAACAGAUUUUUAACAAAACUAGCAGACAUAUUGUUGUGGCUUGUAAUAAUCAAUUUUUUACGCUGAUGCUUCCAGACUUAUCAUCAGUUCCCAGUGAGAAUGCCUUAGCGGAAAAGCUGAAAGACAUAGAAAAAGAGAGCAUGCUUAGAUUCAACUACAAAUGGAUUGGGAUUUUGACUGCAGAUAAUCGAAGAGCGUGGGCAAAAACUAGAGAAAUUUUAAUGAAAAAUGAAACCAAUAAGAAAUCACUCGGUAUUAUCGAAACUUGUUUAUUCGUUAUUUGCAUGGACGAUUCGGUAAAGAUGGCCAAGAACGAAAUGGAAUCUAAAACAUUUUCGGAUGUUCGUCUGGAAAAAAUGGCUCAUCACAUUCUUCAUGGAAAUAGAAUAGGACAUUCCAGUGCGAAUAGAUGGUUUGAUCAUUUUAUCCAGUUUAUUGUGACCAAGAAUGGUAUCAACGGUAUUUGCAUGGAGAAUUCUGUAUCGGAAGGAAUCGCUGUUUUACGAUUUUGUGGAGAAUUUUUACAUUUUCUAUCGCACGAAUUUCCACAAAGAAAGUCUGAUGAUCAGUUAAAAUUUGAAAGAAUUGAAUGGGAACUUGAUUCUUGUGAAUCAAUAAAAGAAAGUAUAAAGAAAACAUCAGCCAUGGUUGAUUUAAUGUUUGAGGGCACAGAUUUAUACAUUAUGAAAUUUGCCGAAUUCGGUAAAGAAUUCAUUAAGAAGCAGAAUAUUAAUACCGAUAUUUUCAUUCAAUUGAGCAUGCAGUUGGCAUAUUACAGAAUGUAUCAAAAAUUGGCAUCAUCUUUUGCUAGUGGAGGUUUGAGAAAAUUCAGAUAUGGACGUGUUAGUAACAUUCGAUCGUGCAGUGAAGAAGUUCUAGAGUUUGCUAAACAUUUAUUUGAUUCUUCUGUAAAUUGGGGUACAAAAUUUCAGAAGUUUCGUAAAGCAGUAGAUAAACAAACGGAAAUUUUCACUUAUACCCUGAAUGGAGAAGGACCCGAUAAUCAUCUGAUGUGCCUCAAACGAAUUGCAGCACUUAAAGGAUUACCCGUACCGAUUCUGUUCGAAGAAGAUUUUUAUAAGAAUUUUAUGAAUUACCGAUUACGUGUCUAUCGAUUUCAUAAUAAUUACGAUAUUAUAUGCGGUUAUGGACCUGUUGUUGCAGACGGUUACUGUUGUACUUACAAUCACGAGAAAAACUGUCUCACUUUCUGCAUAUCAUCUUAUAAAAAUAAAUCGACAAAUUCAGAAAAUUUCGCCAAAAGUUUGAGACUGAGUCUCUUAGAAAUGAAAGCUCUGUGUGAUCAUUCAAAAAACGAAACUUUGCCCAACAAAUUAACAAGAAGUGAAGUGGAAACGGGAGCUUAAAUUUCUUCGAUAAAUUUGAAUAUAUUGCUUGAUUUCAAAAUUUUAUUCAUAUGAGAAUUUCUAUUGAUAAAAGACUUAAAUUAUU
This is a messenger RNA of Centruroides sculpturatus (bark scorpion), 2081 nucleotides long. RefSeq names its product choline O-acetyltransferase-like. Gene Ontology annotation, molecular function: choline O-acetyltransferase activity. The transcript is spliced from 15 exons. Gene Ontology annotation, cellular component: cytoplasm; neuron projection. The coding region runs from base 191 to 1996 and encodes 601 amino acids. Gene Ontology annotation, biological process: acetylcholine biosynthetic process; neuromuscular synaptic transmission. Lineage: Eukaryota; Metazoa; Arthropoda; Arachnida; Scorpiones; Buthidae. The record is from RefSeq and is a predicted model, not a curated record.